This is a messenger RNA of Schistosoma turkestanicum, 961 nucleotides long. NCBI's taxonomy places the organism in Eukaryota, Metazoa, Platyhelminthes, Trematoda, Strigeidida, Schistosomatidae. The record is from the annotation of a GenBank genome assembly.
GACUUGAUUUCUUUGAUAUUUUCCUCUUUCGCUGGAUUGUUGCAAUGCUAGCCAAUGAACGAUUGCGUUUCAAGCUCCAUUCUGUCAACUAUCCCGUGUACGAUGUAUUCGAUGUUUCAGAUUUAACGAAUGUACGCAAUGUGGUCGUAUGGCUAGAGGAUAGGCUUAUCCGAGCUCUUCCUGCUGAAGCAAGAUUACGUGACGGUCAAUCUGUGGAAUGGACAAGUUACCUAAAUAAGUAUCUGCAGACAGUCAAGUGCCCAUAUGAUGAAUCCAAUUCUUGGGCUAUGUUGGAUUGGCUUCUUAGCAAAGCGUUGCUAUUAGAAUACAACUCAUCUAAAAAUACUCAACAUAAUAAUGUACCUGACAACUCAACACCUUCCACAAAUGCUUUUAAUAACGUAGACGUUAAUAGUGACGAAUUCAAGGAAAGUGUCUUGAAGAUGGCUAAAUUAUUACAGAUUCCUGCCCACCCAGAUAUCAGAAUAUUAUUUAAGGCUAUCUGUUUGGUUAUUGAACAAAAGCUUGAAGUAAAUACAUUGAAUAAUGCCAUAAGAGAUUAUGGAACAUCUAAAAUUGAUAUGCUAAAGCUUGAUGAUAUUUGUCUUGGAUUUAGUGUUGAUGAUCCUGUUGUAAAAGCUGCAGCUAUUGCAUUAAGAUUGUUAAAUAUAGAUCGAUUAAGAAAAUUACAAAAUCAAGCAAAUGCUGGUAUAGUACAUGUUCAAAAAUUGACAGCAGAUCCGAAAACUGAUGAAAGACUUGGAAAAGUUGGUUUUUAAAAAAAUCAGUGAAAUUAAUUUGUUGAAUAAAAAAAAUACUUUUACAUUAAACAAAACAUUGUGACAGUAUUGCUUUUAAAGUGAAUUUUAUGAAUGCUGAAUGUUGUACAUGCAGAUAUUUUAUGAUUAUAUUUUCUUUUAAAAUAUUAUUGAACAUCUAAUAUAUUGGAAUUGCUUAACAA